Molecule: messenger RNA, 1542 nt
Organism: Nicotiana tabacum (common tobacco)
Lineage: Eukaryota; Viridiplantae; Streptophyta; Magnoliopsida; Solanales; Solanaceae
Product: RHOMBOID-like protein 1
Biological process (GO): proteolysis
Cellular component (GO): membrane
Molecular function (GO): serine-type endopeptidase activity
Source: RefSeq, a predicted model, not a curated record
GAAACUACAGUUCGUCGGCAAAGAAAGCAAAAACAUCUUCGUAUGAAUCAAUCAAUCAGUUUUUAAUCCUUAGACUUGACUUUAUCCUCUCUCCCAAUCCACGUUAACUCCCUCCCUCACCCACCCCAUCCCCUUAGUUUUCUUCAAAAACUCAUCAUUCUUGAUUUUCCAGCCAGCAUUCUUGAUUUUCCGGCGAGAUGGCCGGAAGUGUACCGGAGAUCCAAAUCCAGGUCAAUUCAAAGAAAGGGGGUAACUCAAUACACCCAGUAGAGCCAGCAAGAACAUCAGCAGGAGGAGGACCACCUGUUGUCUAUAGAGAAAUUAAGCAUUUCAAGAAAUGGUUUCCAUGGUUGAUACCAUCUUUCGUUAUAGCCAAUGUGGUGACUUUUUUUGUGACCAUGUAUGUUAAUAACUGCCCCCACAACUCUGUUUCUUGUGUUGCUGGAUUCUUGGGUAGAUUUUCCUUUCAGCCUUUCAGUGAAAAUCCUCUUCUUGGGCCUUCUUCUAACACACUAGAGAAGAUGGGUGCUUUAGACGUGAAUAAGGUGGUCCACGGACAUGAAGGGUGGCGCCUUAUUACUUGCAUGUGGUUGCAUGGUGGAGUUUUUCAUUUACUGGCCAACAUGCUGAGUCUGAUAGUCAUUGGCAUUCGGCUGGAGCGAGAGUUUGGAUUUGUACGCAUUGGCCUGCUCUAUAUCAUUGCGGGACUUGGUGGCAGCUUGUUCUCAGCUCUAUUUAUUAAGUCAAAUAUAUCUGUUGGUGCUUCUGGUGCACUUUUUGGGUUGCUGGGAAGCAUGCUUUCUGAGCUGAUAAUCAAUUGGACUAUAUACGCCAAUAAGCUCGCAGUUUUAGUGACUCUUGUGGUCAUCAUUGUUAUAAAUCUGGCAGUCGGAAUUCUCCCGCAUGUUGACAACUUCGCUCAUAUUGGAGGAUUUAUGUCUGGUUUUCUUCUCGGUUUCGUGUUUCUGAUUCGGCCCCAAUUUGGUUGGGUGAGUCAGAGAUAUGCAUCCAGUGGAUAUUCUUCAACAUCAGCUAAACCUAAAUUCAAGGUGUAUCAGAUGGUCCUAUGGGUUAUUUCUCUUGUUCUUCUGAUAAUCGGGUUCACUAGUGGCUUGGUCAUGCUUCUCCGCGGAGUAGAUUUGAACGAUCAUUGUUCUUGGUGCCAUUAUAUGAGCUGUGUACCCACUUCAAGGUGGAGUUGUAACUCAGAGCCUGUUUCCUGUAUGUCUGAGCAAACAGAUAACCAGCUUACAUUGACAUGCUCCAAUAGCAACAAAACAAGAUCAUAUUCUUUGUCGAAUCCAAGUACGUCUAAGAUCCAGGGGCUGUGCAGUCAGCUCUGUCGUUGAUUAGCCAUCACUUACAAUUCGUUUGUAAAUUGAUGCCAUUUCCAUUACGGCCAUAGUUAUUGCUUCAGCUUAUACAUUUCUUAGAAACUAUACAUCACAUUUGAUCGAUUGUUUUUGUAUUGGAGAACAUUCUUAUAUAUGGUAAAUAUACACAUUUGAUAUUUGAAAGGUGGCUGAAUUUUUCCAAGGCUCA